This is a messenger RNA of Hylaeus volcanicus, 3316 nucleotides long. RefSeq lists its product as uncharacterized. Bases 271 to 981 code for a protein of 236 amino acids. The record is from RefSeq and is a predicted model, not a curated record. Gene Ontology annotation, cellular component: chitin-based extracellular matrix. Gene Ontology annotation, molecular function: structural constituent of chitin-based larval cuticle. NCBI's taxonomy places the organism in Eukaryota, Metazoa, Arthropoda, Insecta, Hymenoptera, Colletidae. The transcript has 4 exons.
UCAAUUUCGUAUAUCAUGCGCGAAGCGCGGGUCCGCAACGGUGGCGCGAGGAACCCUCGGCCGAGGUCUGAAUAGGCCCGCUAAUCGAGAUUUGUGAAUUAACAGAAGAUAUGGGUAGAUUAAUCGUCGACGGUCACGGCACCGCGCGGUCCAGUACGGCCAGUAUACCCGAUAAAGAAUCGGUCGAGUCAAUUAAAGUAAUUGCAUGAAUAUGCAACGUUGACCAUUAUCGGGGCGAGUUUGUCUCAUCUUUUAUCAUCGAGUCUCCUAAUGUGGAUCUCUACGGUGUUGUCUCUCUUGUUUUGCGCUGGCCUUGCGCUCGCCCAGCACAAUCAGUACGCUGUGACCACGCCGGUGCCCAUUUUGAAGCAAAUAAACAAGCACAACGAAGAUGGCAGCUACAGCUAUGGCUAUGAGGCAGCUGAUGGUUCGUACAAGAUCGAAUCGAAGUAUCCAACUGGCGAAGUUUAUGGAAAAUAUGGAUUCGUCGACGAUACCGGAAGCGUUCGCGAGAUUGAAUACGGCGCAUCGAGACGUGGUUUCGAGCCUGUUGGUCCUGGGAUAAACGUCCCACCGCCCACGUUAAGGGGUAACAGCAUCGCUGACCCUAACGAACCCAUCGACGACGGUUCGUACAAGGAAGACCCGUCUAUUUAUUACACGGAUCCUCGAUACACUAAUGGGGAACGUUACGAGCCGAUCCCUCGGCAACCACUCGUUCAGAAUACGCCUAAGCCGAUUCCAGCGCCGAUUUAUAAUCCACCCAGGUAUCCCACGCAAGUGCAGUACCAACCGAAGCCCCAGUAUCAGCCAGAGUAUCGACCGCAGUACGGAUCCCAGUAUCAACCACAAUAUCAGGGCCAACAACAACCUCCCGCGUAUCGCGUCCCGCCGAUACAAAGCGGAAUUCAGGGUCGUUCAGGCCCCAAUGUCGAUCCCAAUGCCGGGUUAGCCUCUUACACGGUUAAUUACAGGCGAUAGAGAUCCCGCCACCGCCUCGCCGCGUGUAAAUAUUGCGUUAUUAACGCCGAUUCCGCUGACGCGUCUGUUGGGGCCAGUUUCCACGAAUCGGUUCGAUCACAGAAUAAUGACAGGCUGCGGAUCUUACCCGUGGCGUAUGUAAAUCAUUGGCUAACUGCAAGAACAAAAUUUCUGGAUUUUAUUGAAAAGAUAAGGGAACUGUUAACUUGGGAUCGGUACCGUGAGUGUUUUGUUUUUAAUUAUCUCGUAAAAUAUAAUUUGUUGAGGGAGUCUCUUUGAAGAAGUUUUUGGAGUUGAGCAAUUCAAAUAGCCUAUUGCAAAGUGAUUGGACAUUUGCGCAUCUCCCUUGCGCAUAGGAGCCAAGGAAAGCCACGAAACCACCUGAAAUGGCGCGCGUACUGAAGCUUCUGUAUCUGUCAUUAUUCCGUGAUUCAAUCCGUGAAUAUCGAAGCUGACCUACACGUAAGCUUGAAAUGUUAUAGAUUUUCUUCUGUUUAAUUGUUAUGGAUUUUUUCGACUGGAAUUGUUAACACUUGAACGACUGAACAAGUUCGUGGGCAUUGAGUUUGGAAACUGAAAUUUUAAGAUACGAUGGGCACAUUCGCGAAGUUAAUAUUCAGGAGAUAUCUUGUAAAUUUAGAAUCAAUGAAUUCGUGGUUACCAAGCAUGCUGAUUGUUUACGUGCUUGUUUGAGGUUGAAAUUUUGUGAGUGACUACGUGAUGCCCACAGGUUAUCCAAAUAUUUCAUGGACUCUUACAAACUCACCUGAGUUGGAGAACGUGGACCCAGUUAUAUUACCCAAACCCAGUUAUAUCACUGAUAUUUACUAAUUAUUGAUUACAGAUAAGGAUACUUUUUAAGACGAUAGUUUGCCACCUUACCUUCCGCAUGAUUUUCACGUCUUUUGUCUUCGCGAUUUUUAUAUCGAGUCUUAUAAGUAGUUCCUCUGUAAAGCUCUACCUCUUUUUCGUUCUUCUACCUGUUCUUCUACCUCUUUAUACUCUCGUAACUCAAUUGUUUACAUCUCUUAGUGUUACACGUUUCUUUUUAGCAUCUCUUAGUUUUAACGCUCAAACCAUAAUGACUCAGACUAUUCUCUGCGCGUGUGUUAUUUUGUGAUAAAAAUUGUACAGUAACUCCUCGAUAAAAGAUCCGCCCCUUAUGCGUGUUAUUUGCGUCUUUUAUCAAGGAAUUAUUAGUUUACACCGAAUCGUAACGGCAUCUCGCGUUCGGUAGGUUGUUCCGCUGUUUUGAAAUACAGAUUGAGUGACGUCGACUGGUAACUGCGUUCUUCCUCGUCGCCCCGUGACAACUGGGGUGAACAAUUCGCGAGAUAUGCGCUGGCGAAAUGGAAUCCCGUUCAUGUUAAUCAGCGUGUCGCGAGCAAUUGCAAAUGCGAGCAUGGGUGAACUUGACUCGUUGGCAAAAAAUCGCGUAGUUGGAAUGCCUUCGAGCCGGCCUUCCGAUGAUAUCAAUCGAUCCAUGCAUGCUGGCGACCCGUCCAGCACGCGUCGUAGGCGAUCCACCUUAAGAAUCGCGAUUAUGUCUGCGAGAUUCCUGUAUGAAUAACAAGGAACUGAGGAAGGCGAGAUACUUACAUUUCAUUUUUUAUAAGUUCCCUUCGUCGAGGAUCAAUAGGAAAUGCAAAUGGAUUGCGUCGAUAGAUUCAUGCAGAGAUGGGCGAAAUUCUAUUCAAAGAUGGCAAAUAAAAGCGACGCAUAGCGUGUUAUAUGAUUCUAUGAUUAAAAUUGUAUAUUUCACUGUAAGAUUCAGAUGUUCUUUAUCGUGAAGGUCUAAAUUAUGUAAGUUAAUUUUUGUGACGCGUACAUUUAAUGUAUUUUUACGCGUUCAUUUAACGUUAAAUUCAGGGUUGCUUGUAAUUAAUUCUCAAGCAAACUACGUGGUUUCUUUCAGUUUAUAUUUCCUCUAUAAUUGUAUUAUUUUUAAUAUCCAAAGGAGCCUGGAGCAUAGUUUAAACCAAGCUUGAGUUAACGUAUUGUAGUAACUCCCAACAAUAUGUACAGUGAUUUUUGGUUUAAGGAUAAACAGACAAUUGUCUAUUUCUUAUUCUUAUCUAAAUAAGAAUUUUGUCCACCUCUGAUUUCUAAACAUUCAUGCGAUUAACAGAGAAGCAGUAAUCGAUGACUGGACGAUGUAAUAAUACACUGAAUAUCAUGUAUCUCGUAUAUACAAUCGUCAGAAAUUUCUGUAGCCAAGAAGAGAUACUGUUACAAAUGUUACACGUGUUAGUAUAGUAAGGACAUUAAUUUUAUGUGCUAUCUGCAUUGUUUUAUGGUAAUUUACUGUACUGCGUAAUAAAGUAUUUAUGGAAGA